CCGGGGGUGUUACUGUGCUGUAAAGAUGCAUACACCUGUCAGAGCUAUGCACACUGAGUAUCACUAAGCUAAACAGAACGCUUUAGAUUAGUCCAUAGGUAAGGUGUGACAAAGUAUUGGCACCCCCUUCACAGCAGUGUUAAGGGUAAAGGGGUGCCAAUACUUUGUGCAGCGCUGAUGUAAGAGUGUGUCUAACAAGUCAGAAUAUGUACCAAACCUCUGUCCAGGCUAACGAGAGGAAGCUGGUUAGAUUUCACGUGAAUAGAAACCGAAAGUAAAGCAUGCGCGAGACCUGUGAAAGUUCCCAGGAGUUCUUUUCUCUCUCUCUCUCUCUCUCUCUCUCUCUCUCUCUCUCUCUCUCCAUGAUGACCCCUGAGGUUGUGUUCGUCCUGGGUGGACCUGGGGCAGGAAAAGGCACUCAGUGCUCCAAGAUUGCUGAGUACUACAGCUACACACACCUCUCCGCCGGACAGCUGCUGAGAGAAGAGCGCAGACGUCCAGACUCCGAGUUCGGCCGGAUCGUCGACAGCUGCUUCGAGCGAGGAGAGUUCGCUCCUGUGGAGAUCACCAUCGCCUUACUGAGAAGGGCGAUGGAGGAGACCAUGCAGACCGACCAGAACAAGUUCCGCUUCCUCAUCGAUGGAUUUCCUCCGAACCAGGAGAACCUGCAGGGCUGGAUGAAGGUCAUGGACAAAGCAGAGGUCAAGUUCGUGCUUUUUCUGGACUGCAGUAAUGAAGUCUGUGUCAGAAGAUGUCUGGAAAGAGGAAAGAGCAGUGGAAGAGAUGAUGACAAUAAAGAGAGCUUGCAGAGAAGGGUCCGGACAUACCUGCAGUCCACACGACCGGUCAUCCAGCAGUACGAGGAGCAGGGGAAAGUGCGCACCAUCGACGCCUCGCGCUCCAUCACUGAGGUUUUCUCUGAUGUGAAGUCAGUCUUCAACACUGAGGGAUGAAGCUCCCAAAUGUCUAUUAUUAUUAUUAUUAUUAUUAUUUAUUCACAUGUAGGAUUUUUGUGUAAGAGUGAGUGUGUGUGUGUGUGUGUGAGUGUGUGUGAGUGUGUGUAUUCUGCAUCUGUAAGUCUA
Molecule: messenger RNA, 1082 nt
Organism: Hemibagrus wyckioides
Lineage: Eukaryota; Metazoa; Chordata; Actinopteri; Siluriformes; Bagridae
Product: UMP-CMP kinase-like
Exons: 6
Coding region: 282-953 (223 amino acids)
Biological process (GO): UDP biosynthetic process; 'de novo' pyrimidine nucleobase biosynthetic process; CDP biosynthetic process
Cellular component (GO): cytoplasm; nucleus
Molecular function (GO): UMP kinase activity; ATP binding
Source: RefSeq, a predicted model, not a curated record